UUCCGUGCAAAACCUGCUUUACCGCCUCAGGAGCAAACGUGUGUGUUAUGUAAAUACAGUACAAUUAAUCGACACUCUUUUAAAGUGCAUCAAAGAUCAGGACACCACUUAGAACUUCUGGAGGCGAUUCAGUCCAAUCAAGGAUCACUACCUGCCAAUGACAUCCAACAACAGAAUACCUCUGACGAACAACCUACUAUCCCGCUAAGCGAAUCUCGUAGUUCUGAUAUGGAGUCCAUUGAAAGACCAAUCCAACCUGAACGCACUGCCGAACCAUUGUCUGAACCUGCAAAUGAAUUUGAUGAAAAUCAUAUGAUGAUUAUGAUGCGAUCUAAUGAACCUCCCGUUCCUGUUAACGACGUCAACAACGGCUCUAAUGGUGAUGGUGGUGAUGAUGCAUAUCCUUUCAAAAAUGAAUACAUAAUGCAUGCCCUUCUUUUCUUCAAGUCUGGUAGCUUUAAGUAUUCAGAAGUCCAAAUCAAAUCAGUUCUUGAUUUUGGUAAAUAUAUGGCUGAAAUUGCAAUCAAAGAGUACAGAGCUCAACUAGCUUUGGAUCCUUCUGAUAAAAGUUGUAUACCUUGUUUUCCUCAUGCUCCCCAUUGUGCGAAAGAUGAUAACGGCGGACUUCUUGUCGAACCUACUGAACCUGCCACAUCAACUAGCACAUCUGGUACUGCUACAGCAGCUGACGCCUCUGCUCCUGCUCCUGCCUCUACCUCUGCUCCUGCCUCUACCUCUGCUCCUGCCUACCUCUGCUCUGCCAAUACCUCUGCUCCUGCCACUGAUCCUGCUGCAACAAAUACAACUGCUUCUGCACCCGCUGUUCCUGUUGUUGUCGCAUCAAAGCCUGACUUUCAAGGUGAAAAGUGGAAUUGUGAUAGAUUGUUUGAGCAUCCCAUGAUAAUUACUGGUCCAAAUCUUCAACUCUGGGUAUCGGAUAACAAUAUUCCUCUUCGUGAUCGCCAUUAUUUUAAAGUGGCCAAGAUAUUCCAAAUAUCAAAAGUUGUGAACGUUGAUUUCUUACAACAAAUAAAUGGUGACGAUUAUCUUUGUUCUAGAGAUGUUGUUGCUAAUACUCGAUUGAUUCGCGCUCAUCAUGACAUGAUUGAUACUGGUAAUAAGUACAAGCGUCCACUGCCCAUUAGAUCACGUAUAAGAAGCAUAAAUCCCAAUUCGCCAAACUACCAGGUCGUUAGAGUAAUUCCGUACAACCUUUUCUCUGAUGAUACCAGUGGUAAUUCCACAUCAAAAUGGAAUUGUUUCGAUUCGUGGUCGAUGAAUCCUGCCGCUGUUCCUCUUAGUUUGCCUUCCCUUGUCCCCGAUUUAAAGAAACUGGAAACUGGUCUGCCGAUGUUUGAUGCUAUUCUCAAGGAAGAAGUCUUUGUUGUUGCUCCUCUUUUGUUUAUCAAGGCUGACAAUCCUCGUCAUGCCGAGGUUUCUUGUUUGAAAGCUUCAACAGCUACUUAUCCGUGUAGAAAAUGCUUCUGGUGUCGACAUGCUGAUGCUUUUGAUCCUAAUAGAAUUACCACGGCCGAAGAACACAUGUCAGUUCCAAGAGAAAAAGGUCACUGGAUGAGUUUAUUUCCAAGCGAUGACUCGGAUAGUACUGAUUUCUCGAUACGUGUUCGUAACAGACAGGGUGAUUAUAUCAUGGUCGAAAACUUGAUGGACCUCGGCUUCAAGGAAACUGCUGGCAAAAGGCUUUUGACGUUGUCUUCUUGGGAUCCUAGCAAGGAUACACCGGUAGAAAUUCUGCAUGGCCUAUGUCUCGGUUUAAUCAAAUACACGUUCAACAAAGCUGCUGAUUGCUUUUUCAACAAGAAGCAGGUUGAUCGCAUUAGUAUUUUGUGUGCAAAGUAUGGGUCUAAGGCUUUUACCAAUUUGUCGACGCAUCUCAAAGGAUACAAAAGCUUUCUUGGAAGAGACUUCAAACUUAUGAUUCAGAUGCUCCCAAUUGUUCUCAGAGUUGCUCGUGACCACAUUGAUUUCCUCAACCUUCGUAAUGAUCAAUUCCACCGAAUGGAUAACGUUAUUAGUACUUUUGACAAGCUUGGUGAGCUUUGCUCAUUGUGUUAUAACUGUGAAAUACAUACCAACUUUUCUGCCUAUCUCGAUUUAUUGCGUCAAUCCGUUGAUGAUACUGUUAUUGCUCUGGAUAACCUUGAUCGUACCGUUGUUCCCAGUAACCGACGUACUCGUGGAGAGCCAGCAACAGCAACGACAACUGCAUCAGUGCCCAGUCAAACUACUUCUGAAGAGAUCUAUGGUCUUUCUGGUGAACAAUCUAAUGGUGCUACGAUUCCAUACGCCAAAACUGGUGGUCCAUUGUGUAAUCGUUUAAAGACUCAUUUGAUAGUCCAUUUGGUAGAGGAUUGUCUUCGAUUUGCUUCUCCUGUGCUUCUCGCAACUGAAAAGAACGAGCAAUUCAACAAACACAUUAGGGCAAUUGUCAUGAAGACCAACAAACAAAACCCUUCUCGUGAUUUGGCUCUUAUUAACGGUCGUGAGGUAAUGCUGAGAAGUAUUGCGAUGGGUCUUGUUUGGGAUAACGGUAUGAAAACUCGUGGUAGUCUGGUCAAAGCGUGGUUCGAUAGGUACAGUGAGGACAUGUACUAUUCUGCUAAUCGGGAAUUCGGCAGUACUGAAUAUAUUGCUGGAAAGAAGAUUGCUUUAAAUGACGGCUAUUCUCGAUCCUUCGUGAUUCACGAUGACAGUAGCCUCAUUUCUGUCUAUCAAGCUGACGAAGGUGGUAAUCUCCUCACCAAGAAAACUGAAGAAAUCUUGGACUUGCUGAAGUAUAAACUGACUGUGGUGGAAUUACUUGACAUGUCUCAGGAAACUGAGAUUGACACUUGCAAGUUCGGUACUUUCUGGUGGCUCCAUAACACUAAUCGUUAUUUCAAAAUUUUAGAAAAUGAAAGAAACUAAUCAUUUUGUUUUUUUUUACAUGUCAUUUUUUCAAAAAAAAAAUCUCUUCCAUUUUGUUAUCCAAUAAAAAUGCUUAGC
Molecule: messenger RNA, 3006 nt
Organism: Mucor mucedo
Lineage: Eukaryota; Fungi; Mucoromycota; Mucoromycetes; Mucorales; Mucoraceae
Exons: 12
Source: RefSeq, a predicted model, not a curated record